AUGAUGCCGCCACCUCCACCUGGACGUCCUCCACCUGUUGAUCCAAAUCAACAGGAAAAGCAGGAUCAGAAUAGCAACAUUAAUAAUAUAGUGAAGAAAUCGAUACUUAAUACGUCGUCUACAUUGCUGGCACAGUGUCAAGAGAAGAAGUUAGUGACAAUGACUCAAUGUCUGUCGUCUCCAGUAAAGCAGCAACUUGCUGAACCCACUUUUACGACUGAAAGUGUGAAGGAAGAAAACAAAAAAGCAAAAGAAGAGGAAGAUGAAAAUGUUGAUGCGUAUUUGGAUGAGUCUGAUGUGUUUGAAGAGGACGUAGAGGCUAUUUUAUUUGCUGAAGAGGAGGAAGACCGGCGCAAAGGGUACAUGGAUUGUCUGACGGAAACGCAUUUGGACAGUGCUGAAUAUCCGUAUCCAGCGUAUCUUGGCAAAUUAGCCACGUUGUUUACGGAGCGAAAUGCGUUUGGAAAAAAUCCUGAGGACUUUAUUUAUUGCAACAACCUGUUGGUUAAUCCGAGUCAGCUGCAGCUAUUAGACACUCGGACUGCUGCGCUUGAGCGAGCAAAAUGGUUGCAAGUGCGGAAAUCUGCAGCGUUUAAGGCGAAAGAGGACAAGGCAAGGAGAUGCCGGGAAAGGCUGGCAGAAGCGCUUGAACCGCCUACUAAGAAAACCAAAAUAUCAGAAGCUACAAUGAAGGCCUUAGAGUCCCAGCAAUAUGUUUAUGCGAACAGCUCAAGACCCUUGAACCAAUCGUUACGAAAGCGAGGUCGUAAAAAGCCUACUGCCACAACUACGCCAAAUCUGUCAAAUCUUUUGGAUCCAUUGGGAGGUAGCAGCAAAAAAGCAAAACUCGAGCCUUUGGCUGUACAGACAGGAAAAGAUAACGAGAAAGUAAACGGUAAGCUCGUUGCUGAUUCUGUUGUGUAUAAGAAGACGGCUUCAGGGCGUAGCCGUGCGAAGAAAAGCACAACGCAUGCAACUUCGGUAACAUUGAAGGCUGCUGGUGCGCCAUCAACUAACGGUGCGAAGAAGGAGCAGGUGAAGCAAAAGGUAAUGCUUGCUGGUCUCAAGAAAGCCCAAGUACAUGCUGAAAUCGAUAAGAAUUGUUUGGAGGUGGACAUUGACCGUGGCAAUGAAAGCUCAUCGUCUUCGUCGUCAUCAUCUUCGUCUUCUUCAUCAUCGUCGUCCUCCUCAUCGUCAUCGUCGUUGUCAUCGCGCGUGUCAGUAAUAUCCAGUAGCUCAAUUGACGAUGACUCAGCAAGGUAA
Peronospora belbahrii is the source of this 1263-nucleotide messenger RNA. Lineage: Eukaryota; Oomycota; Peronosporomycetes; Peronosporales; Peronosporaceae. The record is from the annotation of a GenBank genome assembly.